CUCAAGCACACCACAUGGAUCCCAACUCCAGCCCCUGGUCUUACGCUUACAAUCGCAUCGUCCCCGGUUCCACAGGCAGCACGGGCAGCACAGCGGAGGAAUUUCAGCACCCACAUUUAGCAACAAUUACAGCGGCCAGUCUUGCUAGCUUCAAUGCGGCUGCAGCGAGCGGCGGCAGUUUUGUGCCACCAUCGCCCAUUGGCAGCUACAAUCCAGUAUUCCAGCAGAUUUAUCAUCAUGCAGCCGCGGCAAGCGUGCAGCCAAAGCCUGCGCAUUAUGCCUCAUCGACGGUCAACACGCCGCACCGACAGCUACAACAACUGCAGCUGCCCACGCUGGACAAGCAGCUCAGCUCGUUUCAGAACCAGGCUGCGGUGGCGGCUGUCUCCUCGGCAGCUGCAGCCGCCGCUGCCGUUAAUAAUGUUGCCUCGAACUACUACGGCGAAAACUCAUCGUCAAGUGGCGCCUCGCCGUCACCUACCACGGUAGCCCUAACAUCAACAUCGUUGACGUGGAACACGCCCAACAUGAUAUCCAACACGUUCCUUGCCAUGCAGCAGCAACAGCAGCAGGCGCAACAGCAACAACAGCAGCAGCAGCAACAAGCUCAACAGCAACUGAAUCUAGUGGCCGACAAAGUGCAAAUCAAACAAGAAAACUCACAACAAACCAAGGCGCAUCUCAAAGCGUACAACGAUCUAAUUUACUUCACUCAAUUGCAACAACAACAACAGCAGCAGCAACAACAGCAACAGCAACAGCAACAACAACAACAACAACAGCAACAACAACAACAGCAACAACAAGAACAAUUGCAACAAGAGAUUGCCGAGGCAGAAACAUAUUAUACCAUAGAUGGGCAAAAACUGAAGCUGGCACGCAAGGAUACUCAGACGAUUCACAUUGAACAGCAGAAUGCGAGUCCGGCGUAUGCAGCGCAGUAUGCGAGUCCGGCCUUGAGCUCGGCGGAUGGAUCACCUAUCACGAAUUUACACACGGUCGAUGUCGGUGGAUCACCCCAGGUGAUUGUCUAUAAGACGGCAACGGCCCCGGUGGCGGCGUCAGUAGCGGCUGGUUCGACUGGUUCGCCAGUGUCGCGACGCACCGUAAUGAACGUGGCAGGCGCGGGUUCGUCUGCAGCGCCCACAACGGUGGCCUACUCAUCUGUGAUACAAAGCACACUGCAGCAACAGCACCUGCAACAGCAGCAACAACAACAACAACAACAACAGCAGCAACAGCAGCAUUGCUGGACAAAGCCAGAGGAUGGGCAAGAAGAGAUUAAGAGCGUAUUGCAAUUGCAUGUCAAGCAAGAGCAUCGGCAGCUGGACUAUGCCAAUGAUGCGGCUGGCGGCACAGAUGCUGGCGAGAAUCUCGUGUUUAAUCUUCCACCGGGUCUUGAGAUAAAGCAAACGUUUUAUCAGCCAGCGGUCGUCGCUGUAGAUUCGGCCGCGUCUGUGUCUUUGCAACAGGCGCAGGCGCAGGCUGUAGCCCAGGAGCAUCUGUUGCAACAACAGCAGCAGAGUUCCAGCUCGCCACAAGGCAGGCGGCAACACGUUGUGGCUAAUAUGAUAUUGUCGCCAGGGACUCCGAGCAGCUUAGCGUCACAGAUUCAAACAGUGCCAAAGGAGGAUGUAAAGCCCCCGCCCAAGCCAGCAAAGACGCCGCGCAAACGACAACCGAAGAAGACGCUUAUUCCAAGUAGCGAAUACAGUACGGUGCGCAGUCCGCAGGAGUCACAGCAUCACCAGUUGCAGCAACAACAACAGCACAAUCAACAGCAACAGCAGCAACAGCAAAAUACGUAUUACGAUUUUAAUAGCAAGUGGAAUACACCGCUAAAAACGGAGAACAAUACGGCUUCUGUAUCGCCAGCAACAACCAUUAACAUACCCACAUAUCCGCAGCAUAGCCAGCAACACCAGCAGUCCUCUCAGCAGCAGCAGCAACAACAGCAGCAGCAUCUCCCGCAGCCCGCACACCUACAAUCAUCGCAGGCGCAAUCACAUCUCACGCAGCUAGCCCAGUACUAUCCAGCGUUUCCGCAACCCAUUGCAUCCCAGUACACGGCAUGUAUGCAACAGCAACAACAGCAGCAGCAGCAACAGCAGCAACAACAGCAGCAGCAGCAGCAACAACAACAGCAGCUAACUACUUUUGUGCUCUCCACAGACCCUUUAAACUUGCCGCCACGUCGGGAGCAAUGCUCCCGCAAGGCCAAGGAGAGCAGCAUGCACGCACUUCUCUUGAAUACAUCAACAAUUGGGGAGGGCGGCGCGGUUGGUGAGCCAGAGGAGUUCACUGACUCGGACACGGAUCCCGUUUGGACGCCGCAGGAGGAAGAUAGUGACGACGGCAAGGGCUAUGGGAAGCGCAAGGCAGCGCGACGCAUCAAAGGAACGCCGCGCAAGAACACAUAUUGUCAGCCACCAACGCAUUUGCAGCAGCACCAGCAGCUGCAGCAGUUGCAGGUACAGCAACAACAUCAGCAGCAGCAGAUGCAUGGCUCCACCGAUGGCUAUAAUCCGCAGCAGGAUCUGCAGAGUGGGGCAGCCGUUAGCUAUAGCAGUGCGGGGACGGCAUCUGCAUCCACAGCCGAGAACUUUAAAACUGGAGACUUUAUCGUUUUGCGUUCGGAUCUGGUUAAUGACUGGCCGACCAUUUGGCAGGUGGACUCCAAGUGCAUCUUGCAAAAGUAUGAGCCGUUUCGUCAGAACGGCAAAACCUUUUACCGCAACAUGUCGAAGUACGCUUCGUGGAAUCUUGAAACAAAGAAACUCUACCUCAAAGCACCCGUACGCAUACAGCUGCAGUCUCACACGGAGACCAUUGUGGAAUUCAUGCGGUCUGAGCUGCUUGCCGAUGAUACCGAGCAGUUUAUCGAAAAGAUAAUGGAGGAUUUUCUGUCCUAUCGGGACAAUUUCGAAAUCUACAUACAAACCAUGAUAUCACAAGCGCUCGAUCCUAGCUUCUUCUCGGAGAUAACGCGUGAGAAAGAUGACUAUUUUCUGGGAAGCGUGCGUGUAAUAGACAAUAUAAUGGACAAUUGCAAGCGGAAAUUGUUGGCUAUCACUCCAUGGACACGUAGCAUUAUUUCAUCAAUCGAGACGUGGCCCAAGUGUCAUGUGUUCUCUGAGUGGGUGCAGAACAACUUGACCCAGAAGAAUUGCGCUGGCUGCCAUCAACCAGGCAUUGCAGUUCGUUUCCUGUUAUUUGGGGAGCCCUACAAUCCAAACACCAUGCAGACCAUAGCUGCAGAUGCACGAAUCGUGUACGAGAAGGACAUUGUGCUGUGUCGUAUUUGUGCCGCACGUGCGGAUCUCUUCCACAAGAUUGCGCAUGAGAAGUUCAAUUUGUUUAUCAAUUGCUCGCAGCGAGUAACAGAGCAGCAGCAGCAGUGCCCCGGCAAGACAUCGACGGAAAUACUCAAUGAUUUGCUGGCCGAGCACAAUUGGAUAGAUGAGCUAUUCCGCAAUAUGCGCAACUGCUGGGCGGAGGUCGAGAGCCUGGAGCGGCAAAAACGCUUUCGCGAAGUAAUGCAGUAAUCAACGAUAGGCAUUGUAUACUUACUGCAGAUUGGAGCAGGAGCUAGACCUGCUCGAAAAUAUUUAAAUGUAUACAAGAACGCUGCAAUAAACUCAAUGAGUUGUUAGUUUAUAUUCAUACCAGUAAUCUUAAGUUUUGGUUUUACGUUAAGAGCUUUUACGAAAUUCAUAUCGCGCUCUUCCCAAGUCUGCGAUCCAAUGUUAUGCACACGGCAUGAGCAUGCUAUGUUAGAGUGUUUAUGCUGUGAUUGGUUGUGUAGCUACGCGUCUAAAACUAGUGUAUAUAUAUCAUAAUUCGGGCGUAUUUCCAAGUCUCUAAUGCGAUUAUGUUAGUAACUAUCUUAUAAGCUUUUAUCUGCAAGCCCAAUGGAAAAAAUAAUUAAAUGCAUACCAUAUAUAUAGCUAUUUAAGUUGCCCCCUUGCAUGUUCCACAUGCGUAUAAGAAUGCUAGUUGAAAACAUUUUUUAAGUUUAUAAACACAUCCAAAACUUACGUAGAACCGGUAUAUGUAAGCACAGUACAUAAUACUAUUAGCACCUUCAGUAUAAAUGGAUUUUAACAAUAGACAAA
This is a messenger RNA of Drosophila navojoa, 4115 nucleotides long. RefSeq lists its product as uncharacterized. Gene Ontology annotation, cellular component: nucleus. Lineage: Eukaryota; Metazoa; Arthropoda; Insecta; Diptera; Drosophilidae. The record is from RefSeq and is a predicted model, not a curated record.